GUUGAGGAGGUGAGUGAGGAGAUAGAGGUGAGGUGUGGAGGAGAGGAGAGGGAGGAGGGAUCUAUAGAGGAGGGGAGUGAUGAUGAGAGUGAAUAUGAGAGUUUUGAGAACUGUUUGGACCAGCUUGACGCUACCGAGCACUCACAUCUAUACGAAUCUAUUCUGGCGCUAAUCAGUGAUAGCCAAGGACAAGAAAAGGAAAGAAAUGAGUUAGAAGAACAAGAAAGAAAUGAUGAUGCACAAGCAGAUGCACAAGAACAAGAACAAGAUGAAGAACUAAAUAAAGUGGAAUCAGAUGUAAGAGCGAGAGUUGAGAGUAAAGAUGCAGAAAAUCAGAAAACAAAUCCUCAAACUUUGGAGUUUGAAAAAACACCACCAACUUCUGAAUUAGAUCAUAAUAUUUCCAAAGGUCCCUCCAGCCCUUAUUCUCAACCAAAAUUUAAAUCCGAAUCUUCUAUGGCUAAACUAGAUUCUAGCAGCUACGAACCAUUGAUAAAACCCGACCCAACACUGGCUGAUACUUCUGAAAAGCUGGAUACUCUUAUGAACUCCUCUACGACUCCUGCCGAAGCGAAACGAUCUGAUUCUCGUCUUAGUAAAUCUAAUGAAAAUGGAAGUACCAUUAGCAUCACUACCCCUAAACUAAUCAUUGCCGAAACAGAAAAUAGAUCUGAAGACUCAUUAAUAACUGAACCCAAAGAUAACUCCUCGCCUGCGGAUCAUCCCCCUGAUGCCCCUGUUGUUGUGGACCCCUCGCCCCCUGAAUCCAAUGAUCCUUUACCUACUGUUCUCCCUGAAGCCCUACAAUUUGUUGACCCUAAAGCCCCUGAUCAUGUGGAACCUAAGGUCCCUGAUUAUGUGGAACCUAACGUCCCUGAACAUGCGGACCCUAAAGUUCCUGAAUAUGUGGACCCUAAGGUCCCUGAAUAUGUGGAUCCUAAAGUCUCUGAUCAUGUGGACCCUAAGGCCCCUGAUUAUGUGGAACCUAAGGUCCCUGAAUAUGUGGACCCUGAGCUGGUUUCAAGACUACUUGAAGAGGCAGCAGCAGAUAGAGAAGGAAAAGGGUAAUAAAAAAAUGAUGAUGUUUAAAAGUA
Molecule: messenger RNA, 1094 nt
Organism: Eurytemora carolleeae
Lineage: Eukaryota; Metazoa; Arthropoda; Copepoda; Calanoida; Temoridae
Biological process (GO): phosphatidylcholine biosynthetic process
Source: RefSeq, a predicted model, not a curated record